AUGGGCACAAGAAAUGACUACUCCAAGGUACCUCACCUGGACCAGGUCGACAGCCUCUCUACCACUCCUUCAACGGAACACUACAAGUCAAACACCCCAGAAUUUGUCGAUUCAAAUGAGGCAACAGUUGUCGACCAGAGCGGCAAAUGGUCACGAUGGAGAAAUGAUUACUGGUGGGACGAAGUUGCGAGCCUGAUCCUCGGCAUCAUCGCCCUCGGCGCCAUCUGUGCUGUACUUGCGGCUUACGAUGGCCAGCCUGUGCCUCGCCUGCCUCAUGGCAUUACGCUCAAUGCGAUCGUGUCUUUUCUCGCUACCAUCGCAAAAGCAUGCUUGGUUCUCCCACUGGCUUCGGUCAUCGGCCAAGGGAAAUGGUUAUGGUUCCUGAACGGUCACAAGCUCAGAGAUAUACAAACACUUGAUGCGGCAAGCCGUGGCCCCAUGGGUGCCCUACAAAUGCUCGCUACUAGGCGUGGGGGCUUCCUCGUCUGCUUAUCAGCAGCGGCCGUGGUGCUCUCCAUCGGCUUUGAUCCUUUCGUUCAACAACUGAUCACUUACCCUCUGCGACAAACCUCACAAGAGUCGAAUCUCGCUCGGGUUCGAACCAUGAAACCACCACGAGCUCACCACUUUGCGUUUUCAGAAUCCACCUCGGCGAUCAAUUUUCUCGAUCUACCCUUCUGGUCCGCAGUCCAAAGCGGGAUAUACGAUGGCCAGUCGAGCCCGCGUUCGGUUCCCUCAUGCCCACAUGGAAGCUGUGAAUGGCCCGUCUACCACUCCCUUGCCUUCUGUAGCAAAUGUGUCAAUAUGACAGAUCAUGUCACCAUGACCACCCAGCUGGGGUCCCAAGUACCAAUGAACGCCACUCGUCUGAUUGAAACGUACCUGGACUUGUUCGAACUCGGACCCAGCACCUGGCUGAGCGGCACCUACGCCGGCAUCAAAGACCCUCUGCUGGCCCUCGGCAGCGUCACCAUGCAGUGGAGCACAGACGGCACAAAAGUCGAGUUGAAAUCGGCCUCUGAAUGUGCAUUGACCCUCUGUACCAAAGUGAACGGAACGACAGUCACAUCCUCGAUCUUGUCGACCACGUAUGGUGAAGUUCAGACCAACUCGGGCCUCGGCUACGCCACUUGGUCCGCCGUGGUCAACGAUACGACCUACUUCCUCAGCGACGGCAUCAAUUUCGCGCCCAACAGUCCCGACGGUGCGGGAGAGAACGGCGAGCAGCUAACGGGCAUUAUCCAAACGAUGCUCGACGUCACGGUUGGAAAUAAGUAUUAUGUGGGACAUAUCAUCUGCACCGUCGACCAAGACAACUCCACAAAUAGAACGGUCGUGACCAAGUGCUAUACGGAGACCGAGUUUGACGGAACAGGCUAUUCAUCGACCGAGAUGCAGAUCAUCGAUUCCACCCCUCGAGGUCUCGAAGCGUUGCUGGAGAACAUUGCCGCCGCCACGACCGAUCUGUUCCAGCGGUACGGCAACGUCGAGGUGACGGGGUUUGCGCUGACGGCGGAGAAUUUCGUUCAGACUCGGUGGUGGUGGAUCUCUUUGCCAGCGGCGGUGGUUUUGAUGGCCAUGGUCUCGUUGGCGGCCACCAUGUAUACGACAAAGCGGCGAAAUAUCGGGAUCUGGAAGACGGCCCUUUUGCCGGUGAUUUUCAGGGGGCCAUUUGUUGAACAUAGUAUGCGAGGGGGAGGGGAGGGGGAGCGUAUCAGCGAAAUGAAGAAGGUUGCUAAAGGGAUAACGGUGAAAUUAGUGAGGGAUGGAGAUAGGGGAUUGCGGUUGAGAUCGAGGAAUGGGAAUUAA
Molecule: messenger RNA, 1809 nt
Organism: Fonsecaea multimorphosa CBS 102226
Lineage: Eukaryota; Fungi; Ascomycota; Eurotiomycetes; Chaetothyriales; Herpotrichiellaceae
Exons: 6
Coding region: 1-1809 (602 amino acids)
Source: RefSeq, a predicted model, not a curated record